Messenger RNA from Lentinula edodes (shiitake mushroom), 414 nucleotides. RefSeq lists its product as uncharacterized. NCBI's taxonomy places the organism in Eukaryota, Fungi, Basidiomycota, Agaricomycetes, Agaricales, Omphalotaceae. The record is from RefSeq and is a predicted model, not a curated record. Bases 1 to 414 code for a protein of 137 amino acids. The transcript has 2 exons.
AUGGAUAGAUCGGAAAAUUUGGCCAUUCGAAAGCAGAGCAAUCGCGGCCUUGAGGUCAUUCACAGACCUUCUGCUCUACAUUGUGUGAACAUUACAUCAUCAUUCUCAUUUCUAUCCUCGCGACAUAUUGGUGAUGAGCAUUGCUACAUUGUGCCCUUUGAGAAUACUGCCGACAACACGCGCCAACCGGACUUUCUUGACUAUCAUAGCUGGUCUAUGGCUUAUACUAGACGAUAUAACUUAUUCUUGACGGAAAUCUUCAAACCAACUGCGCCCACACCCGCUUUCAUCAUUUCUCCAGACGAUAGGGCAUUAAUCAUGGCACGGUUCGCUGUAAUUGAAAAUCUUGUAUCAGAUGGUUUACUAGCUGUUGAGGUUGCAGUGCUCACCAUACAUCAAUUCAUAAGUGAUUAG